This is a messenger RNA of Larimichthys crocea (large yellow croaker), 5294 nucleotides long. Its product is annotated as adenylate cyclase type 6. Gene Ontology annotation, molecular function: adenylate cyclase activity. Gene Ontology annotation, cellular component: plasma membrane. The transcript has 25 exons. The coding region runs from base 671 to 4300 and encodes 1209 amino acids. Lineage: Eukaryota; Metazoa; Chordata; Actinopteri; Sciaenidae. Gene Ontology annotation, biological process: cAMP biosynthetic process; adenylate cyclase-activating G protein-coupled receptor signaling pathway; intracellular signal transduction. The record is from RefSeq and is a predicted model, not a curated record.
UUUGUUUUUGGUUUGCUGCCUCUGGCGGAAAAAAAUGUAUUAAUUCGGGGUUUUUUAGCCUAUUUAGCAUUAAAUAAAUUAGACAAAACUUCCACCACAUUAAAAAUGGUCAUUUAUUGGUUUACUAGCCAGGAAACACGACCUCAACUGAAGUGCUACUGGACGGAACGCAGCCGUAGUUGGACAGGAGCUUCACAGAGUGGUGCUUGGAGCCGAGAGGGUCAGGGGGAGGAGAGGAAGGGAGUGGAGCGAGAGAAGACGACAGGAGGAGAUCCACCACAGGGUGACCAAUUUACCCGAACCAUCCUUAGACAGGCUAGGCUACAAAUGGUCCUCCACCCCUGGCCGCUCCGACCGACAACCACACGGAAUCGGAUUGUGUGCUGCUGCUGCUGCUGCGGUCCUGUCGGGGGAACAGAAACAGAAUAUGAUCACGACCCAGCAGAGACUGUGGAGAUAGGCCUGGCAGCAGGGACUGGUCUUCUCCUUAACCUUGGUCUUUGAUCACUGGCUCUGACAUCUGGAGCUUUCCGAAGCAACUGGAGCGCCUUUUGACCCCGCCCAGUCCCGCGGCCCUGCAGUGCGGCCUCUACAAACCCCUCGUCACUUCUUCAAAAUUUUGUCCACGGGGAUAAAUGAGUGAACCGGCUGCAAGGGAAAGGGCUGGGACAUGUACCAGAACCCCAACAGAAUGUCCUGGUUCAGUGGUUUCCUAGUCGCCAGAGUGGACGACCGCAAGACUGCGUGGGGGGAGCGCAAUGGCAAGAAGUCCAAACGGAAGGGAGGCUCAUCUCUCUGCAACCCGCGUUACAUGAGCUGUCUGCGGGACCCAGAUGCUAUGGAGCCCCAAUCUGGAGCCCCCCUCCACCAGCACCACCGCGGAGGCGUGGCGGGGGCCGUGGGAGGCGGGGGCAACUUCGGCGUCCGCUGUGGAUGGCAGGAGGACCACUAUGGCAAAAGGGGAGGGGCUCCCGGGGAAGGGGUUGGGCUGAAAUCCGUCGAUUUGGGCUUUGAGGAUGGAGAGUUGAAAGGCAGGAAAGGGGGAUGUAACGGAGGAAGCGGGGACAUGGGUGAUGACGGUCCCAACGGCACAGCAGGGGUGGUGACGGCUGCAGACUGCUGGAUCAGGGUGGUGAGGGUGUUCCAGUCAAAAAAAUUCCAGUCACGCAAACUGGAGCGCCUAUACCAGCGUUACUUCUUUAGGCUGAACCAGAGCUCCUUGACCAUGCUCAUGGGGGUACUUGUAAUCGUGUGCGGCAUCAUGCUGACCUUCCACUGUGUCCAUGCCGCCCCUCACGUGGCCUAUUCGUCAGCCCUGUCUGUGGCGAUGGCGCUCUUCAUGGCUCUUAUGGUAGUUUGCAACCGCAACGGCUUCCACCAGGACUACAUGUGGAUGGUCAGUUACCUGGUGAUCGGAGUCCUGCUGUCAGUACAGGUGUUCGGAGUGCUCAUGGUGGCACCCAGGAGUGCUUCAGAGGGCAUCUGGUGGUCCGUGUUCUUCAUCUACAUCAUCUACACUCUGCUGCCAGUGAGGAUGAGAGCGGCAGUGCUGAGUGGAGCAGUGCUGUCCAUCAUACAUGUGGUCACCACCUGGCAAAUUAACCAGGAAGACAAGUUCCUCUGGAAACAGGUGAGUGCUAACGUCCUGAUCUUCCUGUGCACUAACAUCAUUGGAAUAUGUACCCACUACCCCGCUGAGGUUUCCCAGAGACAAGCCUUCCAGGAGACCAGAGGAUACAUCCAGGCCAGGCUACAUCUGCAGAGGGAGAAUCAACAACAGGAGCGUCUGUUGCUUUCAGUGUUGCCAAGGCACGUUGCCAUGGAGAUGAAGGCUGACAUCAAUGCCAAGAAGGAAGACAUGAUGUUCCAUAAAAUCUAUAUCCAGAAACAUGACAAUGUCAGUAUUCUGUUUGCAGACAUCGAGGGUUUCACCAGCCUGGCGUCUCAGUGCACAGCUCAGGAGCUGGUCAUGACACUCAAUGAACUCUUUGCCCGUUUCGACAAGCUGGCAUCAGAGAACCACUGUCUACGUAUUAAAAUUUUGGGUGAUUGUUAUUACUGUGUGUCCGGGCUGCCUGAACCGCGGGCCGACCACGCCCACUGCUGUGUGGAGAUGGGUGUCGACAUGAUCGAAGCCAUCUCGCUGGUGCGGGAAGUGACCGGGGUUAACGUUAACAUGCGUGUCGGCAUUCACAGCGGGCGUGUGCACUGUGGCGUGUUAGGACUUAGGAAGUGGCAGUUUGACGUGUGGUCAAAUGACGUCACGCUGGCCAAUCACAUGGAGGCGGGAGGCAAAGCAGGGCGGAUCCACAUCACUAAGGCCACCUUGCAGUAUCUUAAUGGCGACUAUGAGGUGGAACCGGGUUUUGGAGGAGAGAGGAACGCGUAUCUGAAGGAGAACAGCAUCGAGACCUUCCUGGUCCUUGGCUGCAGCCAGAAACGGAAGGAGGAGAAGGCGAUGAUGGCUAAGAUGCAGCGGACGAGAGCCAACUCUAACGAGGGGCUGAUGCCACGCUGGGUCCCCGACAGAACCUUCUCCAGGACCAAAGACUCCAAAGUCUUCAGACAAAUGGGGAUUGAUGAAACCUCCAGUAAAGACAACCGUGGCGUUCAGGAAGCCAUGAACCCGGAGGACGAGGUGGAUGAAUUUCUGGGUCGUGCCAUUGACGCUCGCAGCAUCGACCAGCUGAGAAAAGACCAUGUUAAGAAGUUCCUGCUCACCUUCCAGACGUCUAGUCUGGAGAAAAAGUAUUCCAAGAAGGUGGACGAUCGUUUUGGAGGCUACGUCGCCUGUACUCUACUAGUAUUCUGCUUCAUAUCAUUCAUACAGAUUGUUGUCUUUCCACACACCCCGGUCAUGCUGGGAAUCUACAUCAGUAUCUUCAUCAUCCUCGCCAACAUCCUUUUCAUCUGUGCCAUAUAUUCAUGCAUCAAGCUCUUUCCAGCUGCAAUGCAGACUGUUUCAAAGAAGAUUGUCCAGUCUCGCACCAACAGCACCUUGGUUGGAGUAUUUACCAUCAUCCUCGUCUUCAUCUCUGCCUUUGUUAAUAUGUUUGCCUGUGACACCAAGAGCUUGGCGCAAUGCGUUGCAGAGAAGCUGAACACCUCUGCAGCCAUGGUGACGCCCUGUUUGAUCCGCAGCUUGAAUGUGUCUGUUGAAGGAGGUCUAGAGAUCUGUCCUAGCGAAGGCCCCUCCUGCCCCUUUCCUGAGUAUUUCAGCUACAGUGUGCUGCUGACGCUGCUGGCCUGCUCAGUGUUCCUGCAGAUCAGCAGCAUAGGGAAGCUGGCCCUCAUGCUGCUCAUCCAGCUCACCUUCCUGCUGCUGGUGGAGUGGCCACAAGUAGCACUGUUCGACAACGCAGACCUCUUUGUCACCUCCAAUGCCAUUGAUUUAAAUGAAACUAGUGCUCAAUGGUCCAGUUUCAAUGAAACUACAAACCAGUGCCCAUUUGUUGUGACCAAAGUGUCUCUGAGGGUCAUGACUCCAGUGAUCCUCACGGUCUUUGUCCUGGCACUGUACCUGCACGCCCAGCAGGUUGAAUCUACUGCACGCCUCGACUUCCUGUGGAAAUUACAGGCCACAGAGGAGAAGGAGGAGAUGGAGGAACUGCAAGCCUACAAUCGUCGCCUCCUCCAUAAUAUUCUGCCUAAAGAUGUAGCCGCUCACUUCUUGGCGCGUGAGCGGCGUAACGAUGAGUUGUACUACCAGUCCUGCGAGUGUGUGGCCGUCAUGUUUGCCUCCAUUAGCAACUUCUCUGAAUUCUACGUGGAGCUGGAGGCCAACAACGAGGGAGUGGAGUGUCUCCGGCUGCUCAACGAGAUCAUUGCUGACUUUGAUGAGAUCAUCAGUGAAGAGAAGUACAGGCAGCUAGAGAAGAUCAAGACCAUCGGCUCCACCUACAUGGCGGCCUCCGGUCUUAAUGACUCCACCUACGACAAGGAGGGUCGUUCCCACAUCACCGCACUGGCCGACUACGCCAUGAGACUGAGGGAGCAGAUGAAAUACAUCAACGAGCAUUCCUUCAACAACUUCCAGAUGAAGAUAGGUCUGAACAUUGGACCAGUGGUAGCCGGGGUCAUUGGUGCACGGAAGCCUCAAUAUGAUAUUUGGGGAAACACAGUCAAUGUGGCCAGUCGUAUGGACAGCACAGGUGUACCUGACCGCAUACAGGUGACUACAGACCUCCACCAGGUGCUUGCAAGCAAAGGGUACGUGCUGGAGUGUCGUGGGGUGGUUAAGGUCAAAGGUAAAGGGGAAAUGACGACCUACUUCCUUAACGAUGGACCGCCCAACAGUUAGCAGCCAUGGCAGCAGCAGCACCAGAUGCCGGGAUUGAUCUCCUCACCCCGACUGCAAGGACACAGCACCACUGAGCGAGGACUCACAGUGCGAGCGAAUGGCUAAAAAAACUAGAGACGCCAUCCCUUGAAUCCCCAAGCAAAGAGGAAAAAAAAUAAACUUUUGAGACUUCAAAAAGGAAAAGUGUUCUUGAUGAGAGGAAAAUGUUUGACAGCCAUUUUGGCCCCACGUACAUGUUGAAGGACAAGUGUUUUUCUCAUGUCUAGCCUCUCUCUCAGGCUUCUUGAAAGAUGCAAAGUCUGUUUAUUUAAAACAACGCCUUUUAGCCUGUGUCAAAAGAAGAUUAACGCUGUACAUAAGGCUACUUUUUAUUUUUUUUCUUUGUGUUUUGUUUCAGUUUUUUCCGGUAAUUUUUAAUUUCACAUGAAUUCUGAACAGGUACUCAUAUUUUUUGUUUUCUCUGGAUUUAAUUAUUUAUUUUGAUCUCAAUGUUUUUGUGCAAAAGGUCCUUUAUGAAAAAGUGUGAAUACAUACGUGCACAAAUAUCCAGUUUAUUACACGUUUAUAAGUGUGUAUGUACAUGCAUAUUUGUGUGUGUAUGAAUAUGAAUAUGAAUAUGAAUAUGAAUAUAUGUAUAAACUGAGGAGGAAUAUAUUGACCAAAGACUAAAGUAUUUACUAAAAGCAAGGCAAGACAUGUUUGAUAUGUUCUCGCUAGUCAGCAAUGAUCACCGCCUCUUGUUUUUGUUAGGCAGGAGACCUUGAACCCUUUUUUUUGUCCUUUUUUUGCCCAAUUGCUGGCAGCAAAGCCCGCUUAGUUGUUUUCAUAAAAUAUGUAAAAUUUAUUUAUUUUGUCUGUCAUCCAGGCUAAAUUAUAAUGUCACCCUCAAACCUCUAAACUAAAACUGAUAAAAUGACUUAAGGAUGUUAUAAGAUCUUUAAAAUCUAUAUUUUUUAAGGAAUCAUCCUCAUGUCACGUCAGGACCCCCCCCCCC